GAAACUUUGUUUUAUUAAUUCCCUAGUAGUUGAUUGGAAGAUGGUCAGUGUGCACGAUAAGUUGCAUAAUCAGAAUACAACCGCCAUCCAAGAAAUGUUAUUGAAAAUUGAAUGUAAACAGUGGUGGUGGUGGUGAGAAUUUCGUGCAAGCAAAGGAUUGAUCUAAAUAGAAAAAAAAAUGUAUUUGUUGAGGCACACCGAUGGUACUGAAUUCGUUCUUAUUGAUGGUAGAAGUUACACAGUGGGACGUAGGAAAUGUGACAUCACUUUGGAGAGCAAAGACAUAAGUCGCAGUCAUGCAAAGAUUGUUGUCAGAAAUGCACAUGUCUUUGUUGUUCAUUUGCAAGCUACGAAUCAAACAUCAAUCAAUGGGAACUUGCUGAAUGUGGACAAGGAGUAUGAACUGAAAGUCGGAUGUCAGGUCAAGUUUGGUGUGUCCGAAACGAUUUUCAGUUUGCAAAAGGAUGUUCUGGUGGUAUCAACUUCUGGUAUGGCCAGAGAGAACAAAUUGAAGGUAAAGAAAUUUGUGGAAAAGAGAGGAGGAAUUUUCAACAUGAGCUGGAGUAAAGAGAACACGCAUCUCGCCAUCGAUAAUUUCGUGUUGACCGUGAAUACGUGCAGCGCGCUCAUCGACAAGCAGAAGAUCGUGAAAUUCCAAUACUUCGUAGACUGCUGGGAUUGCAUAGAAAAGUCGGAAAAGCUGCCGGAUGUGAACAAGUAUUUGCCGACGCCGACAGUCGACAUGGUCAAUUCCAAUAUCUCGUUCAGAUUCGAGAUGGACAGACAGUGGCUCUUCAGGAACAAGACUUUCGUGUUUCCGAAUGCCGAAUCGGCAAAGAAUAUGAAGAAUCUUAUAGGCAUGGCUUCUGGCAAGGUAAUCGACAUCGAGAAAAAUCGUUUGUCGAAUGAUGAGCUGCUUUCUUCGGAAAACGAAUACCUGCUUGUUAUGAUGGACGUGAAUGCCGAUUCCGAUGACCGCAGUUACUUUGGGGAUUGCGUGCGAUACGUGAUGAGGAACGAUCGCAGGCCGAUUCCGUUGCAGGAAAUUCCCACCGCAAUACUCGACGGCUCUUGCGACGUCAACUGUAAUCCCAAAUUCAAUAAGAUCGGUCAUCUGGUGUCCGCGAAGAAGGUCAACAUUAGGGGGCAGAUCUUGGUGCCUGAAACUCAGACACAAUCGGUGGCGGCCGUAGUAACAACAUUGCCUGGUUUGAGCGUACACAGGAAGCGGGUUCCUCCUGAGAUGGAACUCCCGAUUGCCAAGCGUCCCUGCAUCCCGACGUCGGACUCUAUUAAUAUGACAAAUAGAAGAACAACGACGAAGGACCAGGAACAAGACUCGCCGCCUCCGCCCUCUAGCAAGCGGAAGAUGCACGACGACGACGAUGAUGGUGAUGAUGAUGCCGCGACGAUAAGUGCUAAAAGAACAAAUGUCGUUGUGCAGGUUUUAGCAGAUCUGACAUUAAAAUCCUCAUCUACGGCGAUCGUACCAGAUGAACAAGACGCACAAAUAAUAGAAGACUCGGACGAUGAAUCGGAAAAUUCCGUAAAUACAACAACAACAAUAACAACGACGACGACGACGAUGACUACAGUGGGCACAACAACGAUGAUAAAACAAAUAUUCGUAUCAAAAGAGUCUCCUGCCGUUCAAAAGGCAUCUGUCGAGGAAGAACCGUUUAGAGAAGUGAACAGCUGUACAUCAUUUCAAAAUUCACCGUGGAUCCGCAAGAGGAUUAUAGAGAAAGACACGUCGAGUGUAGAAGCCGAUGCGAAUAUUUCCUUCAAAAUGAUCGUCUGCAAAGAGUUGACGUUCUCGAGGUCUCAGUACGCGUCGAUGAGUCUGCUGAACUCGACGGUGAAUUCUGGUACGGCGUUGACGAACAGCAGCACCAACGGCGAGCGAAAGAAUUUCAAGAAAUUCAAAAAAGUCCAGGCUCAUCAUCCGCAGACCAGAAUUGUCUCGCACAAGAAUUUGAAGCCGGUCAAGUGCGGUGGCGAUGAAAAUAAAUCAUCUUCAAAGCCGAAAGAAGAAUCAGCAAGAGCAUCGAACGCUAAAGACGAUGAAGAAGAAAUCAUAACCAGCGUAUCCCACGUGGCGCCAUCUUCAAUGAAGAAGAAAAAGCAAUCUGCAGCAUCCAGAUAUGACGAUGAUGAUGAUCAUCAUAUAGCAUCAUCAUCGCAAAUGAAAAAAAAAAGUAAACCGCAAGAGAUCGAAACAAAGAAAAGAGGAUUUAUUUUCAAUUUCAAAUAGUGAAAUCGCAUUUCCAAUGUAACACAAAAGAAAAGAGUAAUAAUU
This is a messenger RNA of Nicrophorus vespilloides, 2299 nucleotides long. Its product is annotated as nibrin-like. Gene Ontology annotation, molecular function: damaged DNA binding; protein binding. The transcript is spliced from 6 exons. Gene Ontology annotation, biological process: double-strand break repair via homologous recombination; mitotic G2 DNA damage checkpoint signaling. Bases 179 to 2254 code for a protein of 691 amino acids. Gene Ontology annotation, cellular component: Mre11 complex. The record is from RefSeq and is a predicted model, not a curated record. Lineage: Eukaryota; Metazoa; Arthropoda; Insecta; Coleoptera; Silphidae.